AUGUCUAGCUUCGUAUUUCCCGGCGAUAAACUGCCUGUAGAUCCUACUGUACCCAUCAAACUGGGCCCUGGCAUAUACUGUGAUCCCAUUAGUCAAGAAGUACGACCCGUCAAUACAGGUAUUUUGCAUGUUUCCACUAAGGGCAAAGGUGGUGUCCAGGCUGCAUAUAUAGACUACUUCAGUAAAAGAUACGUCCCAUCUGUGAACGAUUUUGUGAUCGGCACGAUUUCGGGUACGUUUUCAGACAGUUAUAAGGUUUCGCUACAGGAUUUCUCCCCCAGCGUUUCCUUAUCGUAUAUGGCUUUCCCUAACGCCUCGAAGAAAAACAGGCCGACUUUACAAGUGGGUGAUCUGGUGUAUGCCAGAGUUUGUACUGCAGAAAAGGAGCUAGAGGCCGAAAUUGAAUGCUUUGACUCGACCACAGGUCGCGAUGCCGGGUUCGGGCAAUUGGAGGAUGGUACGAUUAUAGAUGUGAAUUUGAAUUUCGCACGCCAGUUGCUUUUCAACAAUGACUUCCCCUUAUUAAAAGUGUUGGCCGCGCACACCAAGUUCGAAGUUGCUAUUGGCCUCAAUGGGAAAAUCUGGGUCAAAUGCAAGGAAGUUUCUAAUACUUUGGCUUGCUAUAGAACCAUAAAAGAAUGUUGUGAAAAAAAUGACACGGCAACGUUCAAAGAUAUAGCAAAGAAACAAUUCGAAGAAGUGCUCAACGUCAACGAAGAGUAG
Molecule: messenger RNA, 723 nt
Organism: Saccharomyces kudriavzevii IFO 1802
Lineage: Eukaryota; Fungi; Ascomycota; Saccharomycetes; Saccharomycetales; Saccharomycetaceae
Gene: RRP40
Product: exosome non-catalytic core subunit RRP40
Exons: 1
Coding region: 1-723 (240 amino acids)
Biological process (GO): nuclear polyadenylation-dependent rRNA catabolic process; CUT catabolic process; exonucleolytic trimming to generate mature 3'-end of 5.8S rRNA from tricistronic rRNA transcript (SSU-rRNA, 5.8S rRNA, LSU-rRNA)
Cellular component (GO): nuclear exosome (RNase complex); cytoplasmic exosome (RNase complex)
Molecular function (GO): RNA binding
Source: RefSeq, a predicted model, not a curated record